This is a messenger RNA of Penicillium roqueforti, 1185 nucleotides long. RefSeq lists its product as uncharacterized. The record is from RefSeq and is a predicted model, not a curated record. NCBI's taxonomy places the organism in Eukaryota, Fungi, Ascomycota, Eurotiomycetes, Eurotiales, Aspergillaceae. Bases 1 to 1185 code for a protein of 394 amino acids. The transcript is spliced from 4 exons.
AUGUCAGACAAGCCGAUCUUUGUGGCUACGCAUCCGCGAGCAUGCUCGACGGCCUUUGAGCGAGUGUUCAUGACUCAGCGAGAUAUUAUCCAAUGUGUCCAUGAGCCGUUCGGUGAUGCAUUCUAUUAUGGCCCAGAGCGCCUAUCUAGCCGAUUCGCAGGCGAUGAACAUGCGCAAGAACGCGUGGAUAGUGGAUUCGCCAACUCGACAUAUAGUACCGUGAUGGAAAGGCUGGAGCGAGAAGCUACACAGGGAAAGAGAGUCUUUAUCAAAGAUAUCGACCACUAUUUGCUCCCACCGAAUGGUCAGCCCGCCAGCAUUGCCCCUUCUCUACUGCGCGUUAAGCGAGGAGUCGGCACCAACGGCGACUCGACGGCUAACGGUGUGAACGGUGCCAACGGCACUCACACCAAUGGCCACUCUGUCACGCCAAACGGUCACACCAACGGGGUUAACGGAGCCUCGAAUGGAACCAACGGCACGACGAACGGUGUGAACGGUCACACCAAUGGAAUAUCCAAGGAACCCUACCCGUACGACACGCCCGCAGAGCUGGGAAACCCAACGGUGAUGCCUCGCGAGCUGCAAGAGAAGUUCCACUGGGCAUUCCUAAUUCGUGACCCGCACUACAGCGUGCCGUCGUACCUGCGGUGCACGAUCCCACCUCUGGACGAGGUGACCGGGUUCCACAACUACGACCCGCUGGAGGCCGGGUACGAUGAGCUCCGCCGACACUUCGAUUAUCUGCGAGAUACUGGAUUGGUCGGGCCCCGGGUUGCAACGCGCCCGGAGCUGAACGCCCAGACUGAUGCGCAGGCGCCGGCUGGCGUUGAGGUCUGUGUUAUCGACGCGGAUGAUAUGCUCGAUGAGCCGGCGAAGACCAUCGAGGCUUUCUGUAACAGUGUUGGUUUGCCGUACCGCCCGGAAAUGCUGUUUUGGGAUAACGAGGAGGAACAUGCUGUUGCUCGGAAUGCGUUCGAGAAGUGGCGUGGAUUCCAUAAUGAUGCUAUUGAGUCGAAGGCUCUGGAGCAGAGAACUCAUAAACGUGCUGUCAAGACCGAGGAACAGUUUGACGCCGAGUGGCAGAAGAAGUACGGUGAGAAGCAAGCUGCUCUCAUCCGCCGAACCGUCGACGCCAACAUGGCCGACUAUCUGUACCUCAAGUCAUUUGUCGUGAAGGUCUAG